GCUUAUUCCUGCUAUCCCCCAUAAACUUUGGGCCAUUUCUAGAGUAUUCUCAAUAAGGGUACGGCCUUCAUCGUGGUGUCCAUUUUGGUAUAACACGCGCCGUCCCACUGGAGUCCGACCCCAAAACUCGCAUUUGACAGCGAGGAGACAAACCCGAAUUUAUCCCUUAAAAUGUCCAAAGUAAUGGAGAAGGUCCGGUUCAUCUUCCGGACGUUCAUCUUUGUCGUUAUCAUGGACUGUUCCGCCGCGUCUAUCAAUCUCGUACAAUACCCGUCCCUCAUUCUCUCCCUCGUCUCACGCCACCUCUACCGACGAUACAUCCAAUUUACACAGGCCAUGUUUGGCUCCUUGAUCGUACUGCUGACAUAUCUUUUUACACCUGUGGAGAUUGUUGUAACCGGCAAUCAUAGACAUCUGGAUAAAGAUGCCACUGCGGUCAUCAUGGCCAAUCAUCAGAUCUACAGCGAUUGGUGGUGGCUGUGGAUUUUGGCGUGGAAGAGGAAUGCGCAUGGAAGUUUAAAGAUUAUUCUAAAAGAGUCUUUGAAGUUUUUGCCCGUAUUUGGUUGGGGAAUGCAAUUCUUCGAGUUUAUCUUCCUCGCUCGUAAAUGGGCUCUGGACCGAGUUACUAUGUCAAAAAUCCUUCAUCGCUCGCUUCGCGACAAACUUCCAGUCUGGUUGGUCAUCUUUCCCGAAGGCACUAUCAUUACUGACGACACGAAAGAAAAGUGCCGUGCCUAUGCCAAGAAGAUGGAUAUCCCCGAUGAUCCACAACAUGUCCUCAUACCAAAAUCGACUGGCCUAUACUUUUGUCUCAAAAAUCUCCAACCCGCCGCCACCCAUCUAUGGGAUAUCACAAUGGGUUAUCAGGGACUAGAUGGAAAGCAAACCCCCUACGAAGUCUAUAGUCUGAGUCGAGUCUUUUUUGAAGCCAAGGGUCCUGAGCGUGUUCACAUGCACGUCCAAAAAUUCCCUGUAAAAGAUCUUCCGGGCUUCAACGAAGCGGCGACAAUGAAUACAAGAGAUGACGAAAAAAUGGAUCGUUCUGAAGUCGAAAGCAAGAAGGACGAAGACCGCUCAGAGCAGUUUAGUCUCUGGCUUCGGAAGCGGUUCUUAGAAAAGGACGAGUUGAUGGCUGAAUUUUACAAGAACGGCCAAUUUAGUGACGACGGUGAUGAGCCUUUGAUUAUUCGGCCUGUGCCUACGCUCGCUGACUGGGCAUCUUUGGCGGGUGUCCUGAGUCUUGGGACGGGAGUGGCUAUUACCCUUUGGAAUUGGUGGAUAUGAAAUUACUCGACUAGAGAUGAAUGUGUAGGGUACACUGUAGCACGUCGAAAUGAUAUCGUAUGUUUGAAUAGCCAAUUUUAUAUAUACGGGAAAGUUAGACCUCUUUAACGUGCCCUCGUGCGGAUACGCUUUGCCAGCGUAGUCAUUUUCAAGGCAGGAAUAUAAAGCUGUUUGCGGGA
Messenger RNA from Spizellomyces punctatus DAOM BR117, 1463 nucleotides. RefSeq lists its product as uncharacterized. Gene Ontology annotation, cellular component: endomembrane system. The record is from RefSeq and is a predicted model, not a curated record. The transcript has 3 exons. Lineage: Eukaryota; Fungi; Chytridiomycota; Chytridiomycetes; Spizellomycetales; Spizellomycetaceae. Bases 172 to 1284 code for a protein of 370 amino acids. Gene Ontology annotation, molecular function: acyltransferase activity.